This is a messenger RNA of Linum tenue, 4395 nucleotides long. NCBI's taxonomy places the organism in Eukaryota, Viridiplantae, Streptophyta, Magnoliopsida, Malpighiales, Linaceae. The record is from the annotation of a GenBank genome assembly.
AUCGCUUCUCAGCUUCCUCUGUACCCACUACCCAGUCCACCUUUCACCCGCCGUUCCAGACUUCCAGCCUUGCGCCGCCGGCUGGUAUUUGUGCUUUCUUAGCAUUUCUUUCAUCUCCGAUUCUCGGAAGUAGGCUCAUGUUCAACCAGCCGUAAGAUUCGUCCAUGUCGAACUCGUCGUCGCCAAUACAAUUCUAGGGGUUUCAUGAUGCGAAGAUUCCGUAACUCUUUAUCAGCUUUUCGAACAUUCUGUGGUUCCAAUCCCAUCUUCGCAAGUAUUUCUCCUUCAGUUCCCCGUACUCUGCCAAGCACUGAUUUCCGUGCGCCCAGCUUUCCCUCCAAGAAUGAUUGGCGUUUCUACUGUACUCAAAUGGCUGUUGUGUCAGAGCAAACCCUUAGUCCUACUAGGAGGCGCAAUGACCUUAUUGAGCUCCAGAGGGAAAGACUGUGCGAAACUAUAGUGGGAACCUCCGAGUCAUUACAGCCCAAGCAGAAUCUUCACAUGGAGGAAGCACUUGAUCUGCUUGGUAUACAACUCACUACUGAUUUGGUCCUCGAGGUUCUUCACAGGCUUCGUUACGAUGAAAAGACGGCAUUCAGAUUCUUCACGUGGGCAGGGCGGCAGGAAGAUUAUGCGCACGAGGCCUGUGCUUACAACGAAAUGAUGGACAUUUUGUCGAGCACCAAUUACAAAGUGAAGCAGUUUCGGAUUGUGUGCGAUAUGCUUGAUUACAUGAAGAGGAGCAACAGGAAGAGUGUUCCCACGGAGGUUCUGUUGAAGAUUUUGAGAGAUUACACGCUGAAGUACCUGACCCAUGUUCAGAAAUUCGCCAAGAAGAAGAGGAUUCGGGUGAAGACUCAGCCGGAGAUCAAUGCGUUCAACUUGCUUCUGGAUGCUUUGUGCAAGAGCUGUCUGGUUGAGGAUGCUGAAGCUUUGUUUCAAAAGUUGAAGAAUAAGGUUAAGCCAGAUAGCAAUACGUAUAACAUCUUGUUCUUUGGGUGGUGCAGAGUUAGGAACCCGACUAGAGCAAUGAAGGUUCUCGAUGAAAUGAUCGAGCUCGGUCUCCCGCCUGAUAAUUUUACCUAUAAUACUGCUAUCGAUUCAUUCUGUAGAGCCGGCAUGGUGGAUGAGGCUGCUGAUCUAUUUGAGUUCAUGAGAACCAAAGGUUCGACACUUUCUUCUCCUACUGCAAAGACUUAUGCUAUAAUGAUUGUAGCUCUAGUUCAGAAUGAUAGAAUGGAUGAGUGCUCGAAAAUUAUAGAGCAUAUGACUGCAAGUGGUUGCCUUCCGGACGUCCCAACUUACACAGAAAUGAUUGAAGGAAUGUAUACAGCUGGCAAGACGGAUGAAGCAUACCGGUUCUUGAAAGAGAUGGGAGACAAAGGUUAUCCUCCUGAUAUAGUUACUUACAAUUGUUUCCUGAAUGUGCUUUGCAAGAACAAAGAAGCUGAUGCAGCACUCAGGCUGUAUGGGCAAAUGUCUGAGGCAGGGUGUUUGCCUAGUGUUCAGACGUAUAAUAUGCUGAUCUCGAUGUUUUUUAAGAUGGAUGAUUAUGAUGGUGCUUGUGAGACUUGGGAUGAAAUGGAGAAAAGAGGGUGUGAAAGAGAUGUCGAUACCUAUAGUGUGAUGAUUGAUGGGCUCUUCCAUUGCAAUAAGAUGGAGGAUGCCUGUUGUCUUGUAGAAGAGAUUGUUGAUAAGGGGAUGAAGCUACCUUAUCGGCAGUUCGACUCCUUCCUGAUGCAGCUUUCAGUGACUGGUAAUCUAAAAGCCAUCCACAAACUCUCUGAGCACAUGAGGAAGUUCUAUAAUCCUGCCAUGGCAAGGCGGUUUGCACUAAAUCAGAAGAGGAGAAGCCAAAGUUUUCGAGGAAGAAAGAAUAUAUGAGUAUGAUCUGUACUUUAGCCGUGUUUUACUCCAUGUUUUGUUAUAUUAUAGUUCCUACUUGCUCACUCAUUCAGGUGACAAAAUCUAGUUCGACAAAUGUCUUUCGAGGUCUCCCGAGCAUAUCUUUGUUCUCUCUUAAGAAUAGUAUUUGUUUCUCACUCCACUGUGUCCCUCCAUCUGCCAACAUUAACGAUUUCCCAUUUUUCAGCAUUUCAGUGCAAAAACUUAGGUGAUAGCGGCUAUGAAGUACCUAAAUUGAAUGGGUGUUGGACAUCUAUUGCAUUCUUAUAUACUAGUAUGAUAACUGUUGUUGCUCCUCAGGACUAUAUCGUAUUGCAGAGUUGCUAGGUCUUCUGUAGAACGAAUGAUCACUUGUGUAGUUAUCUCUCUUGAGCAGUUUGAGAAAGUGCGACCAUUUGAAUUUGGUUUGGAGCAACAGUUGCCAGUUCAACUUCGGGAGAAUUUUGUUUCCUCUAGAGAAACUCCAGGGACACAAGCCAGCCUGUAAGAGUGCAGGUACAUUGCAAGCGGUUCAUUCAUCGCACAAUGUCAGUUGCUAAAGUGCAUUUUGUACUCUGGAGGCUGGUGCGAGUGUCAAGAACGAGAUGGUGUAAGAGCGACAUUGUCAGCCUUCCAUGGACUUGGAAGGUCAAAAUACGCAUCAUGAAGACAUCUCGUGAUGAUCCUGACCUGAUCAGGUCACCCACCAGCAAGCAACAGUUUAAAGAAGUGGGCAGCAUCAAAGAUACUCAAAGAUAUGAAGAGAUCUCAGUUUGAGCCCUCUGGAAGUGAGAAUCGCCAUGUCUGAAACAUGUAGAUCGGCCAUUGAUAGAAAAUCGACGAGGAAUAAGGAAUUACACCAGGCGUCGGAGGAACAAGAAUGGUAAAAUACACAGAGAAAAUAAGCAAUUGCUAAGCAGUCUCAACCACAUUAAUGUAAGCUGGUACAUGGUCGGUCUACAAUUCCAGACAGAGAUUCUAUGUCAAUCAAUCAAUGGCUGCCUCAAAACAGCAACUGAUUGAGAUCUCUGUUCCCUUUUAUUUCUUAGCUUUCAAACACAUUAUCUGUAGUCUGUAAUCGGUUGCACAAAAUCAGGUUAAAUUUUUUUUAUGGAUAAACUAGAAAGAAGAAGCAAAAGAGGAACGAACUCUACCCAAAUGUGGUUUCCUUGAUCGACCUCUUAUGGAGGAAUUCAACUCUCUCCAUUGUUAUUCCCGCCCUUUUCCUCCCAUAUAACAGGAGCUCAGUUCUCAUCACUCGGCCCAAAAACCUUCAUUCUCGACAAUGGAGUCCUCAAGUAUCCAUCCACCUCAAACUUCUUCGGCGAGAGCUCUCGAUACUUGGCGAACUGCUGCUUCGCCUCCACGUCCUUAUCCAGCAGGCUGUAAAUCAUUCCCCUGCAGAAAUACGGCCGGAAAUCCUUGGGAUCCUCCUUCGACAGCUCCUGGUAAAUCCUCAUCGCCUCCUCUACGUUCUUCUGCAGGAACUGUAUCUGCGCCAUUAUCAGCCUCACGUCUCGAGCUUCCUUCACCUUGUUCUCCUCUUCCGCUAUCUGCAGAGCAUUCUCCAGCCUCGCAAUCACCGCCUCCCGUUCCCCGCACUUGUCCAUGAGCAGCGCAUUCUCGAAAAGAGCCUCGAACGACAGAGGAUUCACAGCGAGAAUUUCCUCGAACACCUUGCGGGCAUUCUGGGACUGACCCAUCUCGUUGUACAACCUCGCCAUCAGGAACUUCCACUCCACCGCCGCGGGCUGGGCGGCGACGAGACGGGUCAGGAUCUUGAGCGCCUCCUCGUCUUCCCGGCUCUCGAGCUUCUGCUGCAGCAGUGACUUCAGAGACUCGACGGCUUCGGUGUUACCCACGAGAAACUCGGACAAAGGAGAGGCGAAGGAGGAAGAAGAAGAAGAGUCCUCAUCCUUCAGCUCCACAGCAGCUGGGUUCUGUGGCUCCAGUUGCUCUUCGAUGGUGGCCGGGGUUUCUUCAGCUAGAGUAGCUUCGGCUGCUGCAGGGGGUUCGGCUUUGGCCGGGUGGAGAACGGUGAAAUGGGCGGCGGCGGAAGCAGAGGCGGCGAUCAAGACGGCGGUUUUGGCCAGGGUUUUGAGGCGCUGGAUGAUUAAGGGUGGGUGUGGGUUUGGUAGGCAUGCUGUAAUGGUGGGAAUGGAAGAAGGUUGCGGGUGGGCGAGCCUGGUGGAAUUGAGACGAUGGGGGAGUUGGGAAGUUGAAUUGAAGGAGGAGGAAGAAGAAGGUACUUUGAAAUUGAGGAAGGAAGUGGUGAGCGUGGAGUUCAUUGUCGGAGGAUCAAUGGCGACCCUUUUCUUCCUUGUUCGUAGGUCAGCCUUUUUCUUCCAAUGGGUAAUGGAAGAGGGAGAGGAAGGAGACGAGUUCGAUGGUUGUUAGGGUUUAUAGUAACAGAGAAGCAGAGUGACGAUGUAGAGUGUAGACGACAAAAUGGUCAAGCCGGACCAGCAAAAUUAUAAAAUAAAAAAAUAAAGCUUUUUGUAUAUCUUCUCC